GACCGGUUGGGGCCGGUUCCCCGCGCAGGCGCAGGGCCCCAUAAACAGGAAGCGGCGGCCGGGGCGCCCGGGGCGGCCGGAGACAAAGGGCUGGGCCAGGCCCGGCGCGGGCGGGGGUCCCUGGCGGGCGGCGGCGGCAUGGUGCAGAAGGAGGGGCAGGCGGCGCUGGAGGAGCGGGAGCCACAGGGCAGCCCCAACCCGGCCGGGCUGCCGGUGGCUCCGCUGGAAGCGGCGGGGGCCUCCGCGGGGCCGGGCCCGAGCCUGAGCGGGGAGGAGACGGACACGGAGACCGAGACGGUGGCCGGGGCCCGGCGCUUCCUCUGCGGCGUCGUGGAAGGAUUUUAUGGAAGACCAUGGGUUAUGGAGCAGAGGAAGGAACUUUUUAGAAGGCUUCAGAAAUGGGGACUGAAUACCUACUUGUAUGCUCCAAAAGAUGACUACAAGCACAGGAUGUUCUGGCGAGAAAUGUAUUCUGUGGAGGAAGCUGAGCAACUCAUGACUCUAAUCUCGGCUGCCCAAGAAUAUGAGAUAGAAUUCAUCUAUGCCAUCUCGCCUGGACUGGAUAUCACUUUCUCAAAUCCAAAAGAAGUGUCCACAUUGAAACGCAAGCUGGACCAGGUUUCCCAGUUUGGCUGCAGAUCCUUUGCACUGCUGUUUGAUGAUAUUGAUCACAACAUGUGUGCAGCAGAUAAAGAAGUCUUUAGCUCCUUUGCUCAUGCCCAGGUCUCCAUUACUAAUGAAAUAUAUCAGUAUUUAGGAGAACCAGACACAUUCCUAUUCUGUCCUACAGAAUAUUGUGGAACUUUCUGCUAUCCAAACGUUGCCCAAUCCCCUUAUUUACGGACUGUAGGAGAGAAGCUGUUACCUGGCAUUGAGGUGUUGUGGACAGGUCCUAAAGUUGUAUCUAAAGACAUUCCAGUAGAAUCUAUUGAAGAAGUUUCUAAGAUCAUCAGGAGAGCUCCAGUCAUCUGGGAUAACAUUCAUGCUAAUGAUUAUGAUCAGAAGAGGCUGUUUCUUGGGCCAUAUAAAGGUCGGUCGACUGAGCUCAUCCCUCGUCUGAAGGGAGUCCUGACCAAUCCAAACUGUGAAUUUGAAGCCAAUUAUGUUGCUAUUCACACACUUGCGACUUGGUACAAAUCCAACAUGAAUGGAGUGAGGAAAGAUGUGGUGAUGACUGACACUGAAGACAGUACUGUAUCAAUCCAGAUUAAAUUGGAAAAUGAAGGGAGUGAUGAAGAUAUUGAAACUGAUGUCCUGUAUAGCCCUCAAAUGGCUCUGAAGCUGGCCUUAACAGAGUGGCUGCAGGAGUUUGGAGUACCUCACCAAUACAGCAGUAGGCAAGUGGCCCACAGUGGUGCUAAAACCAGCGUAGUUGAUGUGGUGCCUCUGGUUGCGCCAUCAUCUCUAAAUGCAACAACGGUGGUUACUACUGUUUACCAAGAGCCCAUCAUGAGUCAGGGGGCAGCACUGAGCAGUGAGCCACCAGCACUGGUCAAGGAGGAAGAAAAGAAGCAGUCUGAUGAGGAACCAAUGGACAUGGUGGUGGAAAAACUAGAGGACGCAGACAAGAAUGUUAAUCAAAUACUGACAGAUAUUGCUGAAGCUAAAAUGUCUGAGGAGCUAAAACCAAUGGAUACUGAUAAAGAGAGCAUAGCUGAAUCUAAGUCCCCAGAGAUGUCUAUGCAGGAAGACUGUGGUAGUGACGUUGCCCCUAUGCAGACUGAUGAACAAAUGAAUAAGGAACAGUUUGUGCCUGGGCCAAAUGAGAAGCCUCUCUACACCGUAGAACCAGUGACUCUAGAGGAUCUGCAGUUACUUGCUGACUUGUUCUACCUUCCGUAUGAACAUGGGCCCAAAGGUGCACAGAUGCUGAGAGAGUUCCAGUGGCUCAGAGCAAAUAGCAGCGUUGUCAGUGUUAAUUGUAAAGGAAAGGACUCUGAAAAAAUUGAAGAAUGGCGCUCCCGAGCAGCCAAGUUUGAAGAGAUGUGUGGAUUGGUCAUGGGAAUGUUCACUCGCCUCUCCAACUGUGCCAACAGGACGAUCCUUUAUGACAUGUACUCCUACGUCUGGGAUAUCAAGAGUAUCAUGUCAAUGGUGAAGUCUUUUGUGCAGUGGUUAGGGUGUCGUAGUCAAUCUUCAGCACAGUUCUUAAGUGGAGACCAAGAACCCUGGGCCUUUAGAGGUGGUCUAGCAGGAGAGUUCCAGCGUUUGCUGCCUAUUGAUGGGGCAAAUGACCUCUUUUUUCAGCCACCUCCGUUGACGCCAACUUCCAAGGUUUACACUAUCAGACCCUACUUUCCAAAAGAUGAGGCAUCGGUGUAUAAGAUUUGCAGAGAGAUGUAUGAUGAUGGAGCUGAUCAACCUUUCCAUAGUCAGCCAGACUUAAUUGGAGACAAGUUAGUGGGAGGCCUGCUUUCCCUCAGUCUGGAUUACUGCUUUGUCCUUGAAGAUGAGGAUGGCAUAUGUGGCUAUGCUUUGGGCACUGUCGAUGUAACACCCUUCAUUAAAAAAUGCAAAAUUUCUUGGAUCCCUUUUAUGCAGGAAAAGUACAGUAAGCCGAAUGGUGAUAAAGAACUGUCUGAAGCAGAGAAAAUAAUGUUGAGUUUCCAUGAAGAGCAGGAAGUAUUGCCAGAGACAUUCCUUGCCAACUUCCCGUCGCUGAUAAAGAUAGACAUCCACAAAAAAGUGACUGACCCGAGUGUGGCCAAAAGCAUGAUGGCCUGCUUGCUGUCCUCUCUGAAAGCUAAUGGCUCCCGUGGGGCUUUUUGUGAAGUGAGACCAGAUGAUAAAAGAAUCCUGGAAUUUUACAGCAAGCUGGGUUGUUUUGAAAUAGCUAAAAUGGAGGGAUUUCCAAAGGAUGUUGUUAUCCUUGGAAGGAGCCUGUGAAGUCCUUGACAAUGAACUGUUCUAAUACUGUAGUCCCUUAACAGCUGGGUGGGUGGUGGUGGGGAUCUUCAUAUGGUCUAACUGCACAAACGCAGCAGUCAGCCAACCUGCUGGAAGGGGCUAUGUGAAAAUCCACCCAUCACAGAUUUCAAAUGUUAACUUGCUGGAUGAAGAGAGUGCUGCUGAAAACCCAGUUCUGAAAAAGAGAAACCUUGUUGUCGUCCUUUCCUGGUCUUGCGUGAAGUGCCAAGGAAUCUUGCGUGGGCUGUAUCCUCUGGGAAAAGCCCCUGCCCUUCCUGCCCAGUGAUGUGGUUGGUAGCAGUUCUUUGCAUCCAUAUAUGCAGUUAGCAGAAUGGUGCUCUUUAUCUGGAGUAACUAUUAAGAUCUGAUUUUCUUUUUCCCUGUGUCAUACAGCAGGAUGUGAGGAAGGAGGGGUGUAGUUGGGGUACUUCAUGUUGCAGAGAUGGGAAGAAUUACUUGUGUCAGUCAGCAAAUUUAAAGACCGGUAUUGACGGUUCUGUUUAUGGCUAUCUUUAUGCUUGUUUAUAAGACAGUGACUAGUUGUCACUGCUAAUGACCAUUGGUUCAGGCUUUGUGCUUUGUAGGGACAAAUGUGCAGUUGUCUGUGGCAAAAGUCACUAAUGACAGACUUGUAAAUGUCAGUGUAUAUAAACUAGCUGUAUGCUUAAUAACUUCUUUGUGUUUACUGGUUUUGUAAUUUUUUUUCUUCUGAAAAGUGAAAUGGUAUUGGUCCAAGAUGGCACUUUUGAAUAACGUAAAACCACAAUGGUGAAUGAAUCUGUCCUCAGUGUUGGCUUUUUCUACUGUGCCUCAUACCCAGAGCUGGAAACUGACCAUGUUGGGUAAGAGAUGCUGAUCCAGAAGGAUCAUUCCUUCAGAGGACAGACAGUUCUGUUGCAAGGCUGCCACUGCCUGGUGCUAUCAUCAUUCUCCUGGAACUGAAACAGCGAUUCAGUGGGAGGCCUGCUGAACCUGUUAAUUUUGGUGGCGGUCUCAAAGAAGAGGUGGAUGGAGGAAGUGAGAGGGAACUGGUCCAUGGUCAGGAUUUGUCUUCGGAUCAGUCUCCUGUUUCAAAGACUGUUCAUACUGGUUUGACUAAAUCAGGGUCUUCAAAUCCUGCAUGUUUGUAUCAAAGAUUUUUUGUAGAAGAAACACCACAAUAAGCACAUUUUUACAAAUUAUUUAAAUGGUUACCUAAUUAAUGUAACUGCAGAUAUUCCAAGAGUUUAAUGUUUUUACCCAGAUCUGAUGUAUUUGACUAAUGUGAUGGAGUCAGCAUGGUUAGGGGAUCUGGUAGUGAGGUAGUCGCACCAUUUGUGGGGGUUAUUGAUUUUUCUGUAGAAACCCUGUGUUCCAGAGAUGUAAUUUGCCAAUAAUAUACACUUUACAUUACCUUACCUUACUGAUUUCACCUGCUACCAUCAACUGUGUUUAACUUCCUUCUUUUUAAAUGUCCCUCUUGGUUUUGGUGGUGAACAAAAGACAUUCAGGUCCUUAUUAAAGCUCCCAUCUGUGUAGCUUUAAAGAAAUUUUACAAGCUGUAACAAAUGGCAUUAGACUGCAGUAAUGUCUGCAACCUGUAAGGAGAAGCUAAUGUUUGGCCUUCCAGUGCAGUCACAUAGGAUAUUUUCUUUUUCAGAAUGUGAAUAAUUUUUUAAUUCAAUAGUGAAGUAUUUAAGUUUAAACAAGUUCAUUUCAUUUACAGAGAGAGGUAUAGGGUCACGCUAUGGGAUCUCAUGUAAAUCAGAGCUGAAUGUCACUAGUUUUAAUACAGCUUUGAGUAAGUAGCUGGUCCUUUGGUUUAUCAAGUGGAAGAGUGGUUGUGUUUUUUUUUUCCCUUUUCUUUUUUUAAUGGAUACCAGAGUCAAUUUACUACUUGAUCUGGAUUCAUAGCAUUACAGGAUAGGAUGCUUGUGGCCUUAUAUCUUGGCUUUUAAGGAGUUGCCACAAUCUCUUCCUAUAAAUUUUAUUGUUACAGAAGUUAGUUGUACAAAUGGAUGGAAUGUCCAGGCCAAUACCAUCACUCUAGGAUUGUAAAGUGAUAAGUUGACAUAUCUUUCAUGGUUAUGAAUUUUCAUUAAGGUUGGAAUGCCACUUUCAUUAAUCUGUUUAGAUCAACAGUAUCUGUAGCAGAAAAAUGAGCUGUAAAACUGUAUUUGAAGACCAUGCGAGAAAUAGAAUAAAAAUAGAGAAGUGAAU
Messenger RNA from Chelonia mydas (Green sea turtle), 5106 nucleotides. It is a transcript of the gene OGA, whose product is annotated as O-GlcNAcase. Lineage: Eukaryota; Metazoa; Chordata; Testudines; Cheloniidae. The transcript is spliced from 16 exons. Gene Ontology annotation, molecular function: beta-N-acetylglucosaminidase activity. Gene Ontology annotation, biological process: glycoprotein metabolic process. The record is from RefSeq and is a predicted model, not a curated record. Bases 139 to 2886 code for a protein of 915 amino acids.